Penicillium atrosanguineum is the source of this 2361-nucleotide messenger RNA. It is a transcript of the gene abaA, whose product is annotated as transcription factor AbaA. Bases 1 to 2361 code for a protein of 786 amino acids. Gene Ontology annotation, biological process: regulation of transcription by RNA polymerase II. Lineage: Eukaryota; Fungi; Ascomycota; Eurotiomycetes; Eurotiales; Aspergillaceae. The transcript is spliced from 3 exons. Gene Ontology annotation, molecular function: RNA polymerase II cis-regulatory region sequence-specific DNA binding; DNA-binding transcription factor activity, RNA polymerase II-specific. The record is from RefSeq and is a predicted model, not a curated record. Gene Ontology annotation, cellular component: transcription regulator complex.
AUGGCUGCUGACUGGCAACCCGAGUGCCUCAUGCCUCAGAGCCAACCGUCCCUCGACACUGUCGGUGCUCAUUCUGAUCGGGCUUUGCAGAAUACUUCUGGCAAUGUCCAGUCCUAUUCUGAUGCCUUGGCACACGAUACCACUCGUGAAGAACACCUCCAGCAGUUGGCUUACAAGUAUCCCCAAUCUAUCUCUCACCAUGUCCCAGCUGUGAGCAUGCACCAGCAAGCCGUGGCCGCUCGGCUUCAUGCACGCAAACUGAGACGUCUUCAUUCUGUUGGACCCAAUGUAGCUCCCAGACGGGGUCGAAGCUACCUUAAGUCCCAAAAGUACUUGGAAUAUCGGGCACGCCCUCGACGUGACACCGGUAAGGAUGGGGAGCCUGUUUGGUCUGAUGAGUUGGAAGAUGCCUUCCAGCAGGCUCUUGAAGCCAACCCUCCUAUGGGUCGACGAAAGUGGUCUGAGCGUGGAAAGUCAUAUGGACGGAACGAGCUGAUCGCCGAGUACAUCUUCAAGUUGACCGGCAAGCGAAGGACCCGGAAGCAGGUGUCGAGUCAUCUUCAGGUUCUUGACUCGUUCCUCAAGGGAGAUCCUGACUGGGAGCGACUGGUCCGAGAAACUUCCCCAGAGCGAUCGAGUAGCCACUCUUCAACAUCGGGACCGAAAUGGAGGACAUCGAUGGACCACCAAGCUGCCUCUAGUCACUACGGAGCUCACGCUCAUCCCUCAUACCACGAUCCCAUGAGGUUGUCAAUGCAGUCAUAUGGAGGAGACCUUCCUCCGCCUCACUAUACCCUAGGGUCCAACAUGCAGGAUGCCGGAACGAAGAAUAUCCAUGGCUUUAGUUUUGAUAUGUGGGUAAGCGCGCCUCAGCAGGCCAAUCGCAUUGACAAGGCUCUUCAUGCAUACACGCGGCUGCAAGGUGAUCUGCACCACCCUGCGCCCCCUAUGCCUCUGGAGAACGUCAGUGGAUGGCGAUCUUCUUUCCCCCAUGUUUCCUCUCUUCUUGACAACCUCAACGGUCCUCUUGACUGCGAUAUCAUCAUGCUUGAAGUCAACCUACAAUUGAUGACCGACUUCCCUCCUUCGGGCUCUCGACUUGGUAUCCAACUCGACCUUGACUUCGGUCACCCUACUGCAGGAGAUGUCCUCAUGGUGAACCAGAUGGACAACUGGACCUGCAGCACUCGCCUCUACGAAGAUGGACGGGAACUCUGGGAGACAUACCACGAUCUGCCCAAGCCCCAAUCAACCAAGGUCAAGCCUCUCUUUGAAUCCUCCUGGUGGGCAAAGCUCUUCACUGAGCUGACCCAGGAUAAGCGCAUUGCCGAAGACUCGGGCCAACCCGAGUCGGUCCAUGCUACUGACGAGCGUACUCGCCGUUUCUUCCGCUCUCUGUCUGCAGUACAAGAGAUCCGGGCGGCUCCCAGCUCUCGCCGCAUGUCGAAUCAAUUCCAGGGCCACAGCGGCGAGGAGAGCGAGCGUAUGGCCAUUCUGGUCUGGAAAUUCCGCCAGACUCGCCCUGGCGAAGUUGGCACUACCACUUGGCGCCGUCUGAUCCCACCCCCGGACCGCACUACCACUAACAGCCCUCGGCAAAGCUCUGGAGUUGAUCUGCCUCCGCUCUCUCUUGAUUCUAUUCUUCUCAACAAGCCUACUCAGAACGUCUACCAGGCAUCUCAACCCCAAGACCUAAUUCACCAGGGCCAGCCUCAAUCUCAAUGGCCUAUGUACCAAUCCUCCCACGACAAUGUGGCUAAUAUUUUUAAUUCGUCGGGCCACCUCGACUUCAUGAACUCCAUCACCAAACCCGAGGAUGGUCUCGGUGACAAGACUGCCGUCACCUCCGUGCUGGACUCCUUCUCUUCCAGCCUGCCCAAUGAGACAUCGCAACCCACCAGCCUCAGUGUUUCGAGCAGCGGGCCCAUGAUGAUGAACAUGCACGACCUGCCGCUGUCCCAUCCGAGCCUGGGAUACGCUAUGGGCCACGACACAAGUCAAUACGUGCCAUCGCAACAGCACAGCGUCAACAUACAUGAUAGCAACAGUGUGUUGAACGGCUUUUUCCCGGGCACACAAUCCCUCGAUGACCUGAGCCACGGCCAGGCAUCCUGGGGUGCCCAUUCUACUUCCAUCCCUGGCGAUGUUAGCACCGGUGGCUACCACCACAUGCCCUUCCAGCCCGAGCACCAGGUGCCUGCCUCGCGCGAGUCGCAACAGCCGCAUCACUUCGACGGACUCUUGCCGGAGUUGAUGGAUAAGAUUGUUGGGCGCAUGUCCAACGGUUCUAACAUGCAUGGGGCUGGCCCCGAGCAUACCAACACCGGUUACGCCGAUAAUGGGCCGGUGGACUCGGUUUAA